Messenger RNA from Coffea arabica (coffee), 858 nucleotides. Its product is annotated as probable LRR receptor-like serine/threonine-protein kinase At3g47570. Gene Ontology annotation, cellular component: membrane. Gene Ontology annotation, biological process: protein phosphorylation. The record is from RefSeq and is a predicted model, not a curated record. Gene Ontology annotation, molecular function: protein kinase activity; ATP binding. Lineage: Eukaryota; Viridiplantae; Streptophyta; Magnoliopsida; Gentianales; Rubiaceae.
AUGAGAAACAUCCAGCAUCGAAACCUUGUGAAGAUUGUAAGUUCUUCCACUAGUCUGGAUUUCCAAGGGAAUGAAUUUAGAGCUUUAAUCUAUGAGUUCAUGCCUAAUCGGAGUCUAGAAAAAUGGUUGCAUCCAACAGAAGAAGAUCAGCAGAAGAUGUUUCAUAGACUGAACCUUCUUCAAAGAAUUAAUGUUGUUAUUGAUGUGGCUUGUGCCCUCGAUUACCUACAUCAUCAUUGCCACAGGCAGAUUGCUUAUUGCGAUCUUAAACCAAGCAAUAUUCUUCUUGACAGUGAUCGCCUAGCCCAUGUUGGAGAUUUUGGGCUCGCAAAGUAUCUUCAUUCACCUCCCAGUUCAUUAGAAAGCAGCUCUGUUGGAAUCACAGGAACUAUAGGAUAUGUGGCUCCAGGAAAGAAAGAACACAUAUAUUUGAUUCUUUAUUGUUUCUUCAACAUUAAUGCAGAGUACGGCUUAGAUGCCGAGGUAUCAAGUAGUGGAGAUGUCUACAGCUUUGGGAUCCUAAUGCUGGAGAUGAUGACAGGGAAGAAGCCCACGCAUCCUUUGUUCGCCGGAGGCCUUGAUCUUCAUAGAUACGUUGAAAUGGCAACUCCUGAGCAUGUGAUGGAUAUUGUAGAUCCAGUACUUCUUUGCGAAGACUACAAAAGGGCUACAGCAGCCAAUAGCAUAUGCAUUUCACUAGGAGAAACAAAAAGCAGUUUACUAGAGCAGUGUUUGAUUUCAUUGCUUAAAGUUGGCUUGGCUUGCUCCAUGCACUUACCCGAAGAUAGAAUGAAUAUAACACAAGUUGUUAAUACCUUGAAAUCUAUUAAGGACACAUUUACCAUGGCAGAACUUUGA